AACUUUUUAAACCAGUUAUGUUUACCUCUUUCUCAUCAUUGAUUUCAGGUAAUUUAUAUUGAUUUUAAUGUUUGUCCAGUAGAGAUAGGAAGGGGUUGCCUUUUUACUACUUUAUUCUAAGAAAUCGUAGUCAUCUGCAAACAGAAUUGGAUAUCAUAUUGAAUUAACCUUUCCCUCCCACUCCCUCUCUCUAAAAAGCACUGCAGACUUUUAUACUUGAUUGUCUCUUUUCUGUUUUACAGAGUAAGAAAGCUGUUUCUGAAAAACCAGAGAAGAGAAACUAAGAGAAUAGUAGACAAAAUCUUUCCAAUUUGCAUAAUAUUUCCUUCAUGGAUACAUUUUCAUAGCAUUAUUAUGUGAUGUGAGAAGUUUUUUGUUUCUUUUUUGAAGUAACAUGGAUUUUAUACUGCAAAAUCAAGAGAUUGGCUUUAUAGGAAAAAUUGAUUUGUAAAAAGUGGUACAGGUUUUUAUAGAUAACCAUGACAACAUCCCAUAUGAAUGGGCAUGUUACUGAGGAAUCAGACAGCGAAGUAAAAAAUGUUGAUCUUGCAUCACCAGAGGAACAUCAGAAGCACCGAGAGAUGGCUGUUGACUGCCCUGGAGAUUUGGGCACCAGGAUGAUGCCUGUUCGUCGAAGUGCACAGUUGGAGCGUAUUCGGCAACAACAGGAGGACAUGAGACGUAGGCGAGAAGAAGAAGGGAAAAAACAAGAACUUGACCUUAAUUCUUCUAUGAGACUUAAGAAACUAGCCCAAAUUCCUCCAAAAACUGGAAUAGAUAACCCUAUAUUUGAUACAGAGGAAGGAAUUGUCUUAGAAAGUCCUCAUUAUGCUGUGAAAAUACUAGAAGUGGAAGAUUUGUUUUCUUCACUUAAACAUAUCCAACAUACUUUGGUAGAUUCUCAGAGCCAGGAGGAUAUUUCACUGCUUUUACAACUUGUACAAAAUAAAGAUUUCCAGAAUGCAUUUAAGAUAUACAAUGCUGUCACAGUGCACAUGAACAAGGCCAGUCCUCCAUUUCCUCUUAUCUCCAAUGUACAAGAUCUUGCACAAGAGGUACAAACUGUUUUGAAGCCAGUCCACCAGAAAGAAGGACAAGAGUUAACUGCUUUGCUGAAUGCUCCACAUAUUCAGGCACUUUUACUGGCCCACGAUAAGGUCGCUGAACAGGAAAUGCAGCUAGAGCCCAUUCCAGAUGAGAGAGUUUAUGAAAGCAUUGGCCAGUAUGGAGGAGAAACUGUAAAAAUAGUUCGUAUAGAAAAGGCUCGAGAUAUUCCAUUGGGUGCUACAGUUCGUAAUGAAAUGGAUUCUGUCAUCAUUAGUCGGAUAGUAAAAGGGGGUGCUGCAGAGAAAAGUGGUCUUUUACAUGAAGGAGAUGAAGUCCUGGAGAUUAAUGGCAUUGAAAUUCGGGGUAAAGAUGUCAAUGAGGUUUUUGACUUGUUGUCUGAUAUGCAUGGUACUUUGACAUUUGUUCUGAUUCCCAGUCAACAGAUCAAGCCUCCUCCUGCCAAGGAAACUGUAAUUCAUGUAAAAGCUCAUUUUGACUAUGACCCUUCAGAUGACCCGUAUGUUCCAUGUCGAGAGUUAGGCCUGUCUUUUCAAAAAGGGGAUAUACUUCAUGUGAUCAGUCAGGAAGAUCCAAACUGGUGGCAAGCCUACAGGGAUGGCGAUGAAGAUAAUCAGCCUCUAGCUGGGCUCGUUCCAGGGAAAAGCUUUCAGCAGCAAAGGGAGGCCAUGAAGCAAACCAUAGAAGAAGACAAGGAGCCAGAAAAAUCAGCAGGAAAGCUGUGGUGUGCAAAGAAGAAUAAAAAGAAGAGGAAAAAGGUGCUGUAUAAUGCCAAUAAAAAUGAUGACUAUGACAAUGAAGAAAUCUUAACUUAUGAAGAAAUGUCACUUUAUCAUCAGCCAGCAAAUAGAAAAAGACCUAUCAUUUUGAUUGGUCCACAGAACUGUGGCCAGAAUGAAUUGCGUCAGAGGCUCAUGAACAAAGAAAAAGACCGCUUUGCAUCUGCAGUUCCUCAUACAACUCGUAGUAGGCGAGACCAUGAAGUAGCUGGUAGAGAUUACCACUUUGUUUCUCGGCAAGCGUUCGAGGCAGACGUAGCAGCUGGAAAGUUCAUUGAGCAUGGUGAAUUUGAGAAAAAUUUGUAUGGAACCAGCAUAGAUUCUGUACGGCAAGUGAUCAACUCUGGAAAAAUAUGUCUUUUAAGUCUUCGUACACAGUCGUUGAAGACUCUCCGGAAUUCAGACUUGAAACCAUAUAUUAUUUUUAUUGCACCCCCUUCACAAGAAAGACUUCGGGCAUUGUUGGCCAAAGAGGGCAAGAAUCCAAAGCCAGAAGAGUUGAGAGAAAUCAUUGAGAAAACUAGAGAGAUGGAGCAGAACAAUGGUCACUACUUUGACACGGCAAUUGUGAAUUCAGAUCUUGAUAAAGCCUAUCAGGAAUUGCUUAGGUUAAUUAACAAACUUGAUACUGAACCUCAGUGGGUGCCGUCCACUUGGCUGAGGUGAAGGAAACAUCCAUCUGUGGCAUGAUUGGACUUGAUCUGGCACGCUGCCAGCGCGAAGGUAAACCGGAUCCUUCAGCAAGACUCUGAGGGUAAGGUGGCUGGCAACGUAGACCUUGUUCUUAGAUCUCAAACUAGCAAGAAGAAAAUCCCCGUAGGUAAUUUGUGCACAGCAGUCUUUAUUCCCUGUGGCUUUAGGUUCUUGCCUCAUUUGGGGAUUCUAAAUGGAAGCUUUCAACGGAGCAGUUCCAUUUUAUCCAUGUAAAAACCUGUUUUCACCUAACUAAAUCUUUCCUGCCUAGUCAUAUCUCCAUGAAAAACGUGUGUGUGUAUACACAGCAGUCCAUGUCUCACAUAGUUAUAAAUACUGAUGUUAUUUUAACAGUUAACUUAAAUGACUUAAUGGGAAUUGGUGGGGGAGGGGAGGGACUCUGUUUCUGUGUACUGGGCAAAACUUUAUUUGGUAAGAAAACUGGUUUAGUCAUCAAAAAUACUUAAAGUUUUUUUAUGUGCUGAAAGUAUAUACACAACAGAUUUCAAAAACUACAUUAAAUUAUGGUGAUUAAAAAAUAUUUUUUAAGGUGCCACUUUGGUCUGGGGCUAGGCUUGAAUUCAAGGUAGGCUUGAAUUCAUUUGUAUGUCUUUUAAUCCUUGAAAAACAUUCCGUUAGAAGCACCAGUUUUAGCUCAAACUUUGUGGAUCGGACUUUACUGUACACACAGCAGACUCUGAUAUAGUUAAGCGCGUACAACAUGCUGAUCUUUUCAAAUAUGUGAUUUUCUGAAUUUUCCUUAAAUUGUCACAAUUGAUUUGGUAACCUUGCUUCCUUUCUCUGAUUUGCAUAGGACAACAGAAUGUGUAAGUUAUAUUUUUAUGAGUGGCAGAUGUUCAUAUAAACUAUGUUGACAAAGUUUCUCAUGAUUCAGUUUUUUAUAUACAUGAGAGGACAUAGCACCUUUGACAGUGUCUGCAUUUUUAUAGAAGAGCACAGUAAUUUGAUGACUGUGCUAUAUAGAGGUAAUAAACUGGAAUUCUGUGAUGAAUAUAGCUGCUGUACUGUAUACUAAUAUUUAAUAGGUUGACAAAUGGUCAUGGGUAACACUCAGAUUGGACUAAAAUUACAUCUAUCUGAAGGAAAUACUAUGACAUUUGACUUUGAGAUCAGAAGGAAAGGAUGACCUGAAAGUCAUUUGAACAUUUUAGGAAAAAAACAUGGGUGGGGGUAAAGAGGUUUUUAUCCUAACAAGGUCUGCCUCUUAUGAUCAUAAUGCAACAGCUUGCUAAACCAUAAAUGUUUUAAGCUAAUGGGAUUUUCACCCUGGCAUGAAAAGUUGAUUUGUAGUCUUUUCAAGCCCUUAGGGAUGGUGUGAUGUGUGACAAACAACCUCAAAUGUGAAUGUGUUUUAUUUUUGUGAUAACUUUAGAUACAGCAUUUCCUGUUCUCAAAGCUAAACACUGGAAUAAUAUUGAAUUGUCACUUAAUUUAAUGUAAGCAGUUGUUUUUAAUUAGUAGUUUGUCUCAGUGUCAUGUGUAUAUUUGAUUUUUUUAUCAUCUACAUAAUUUUAUUUGAACAAAUGUAGACAGUUUAUAUGUUGCCCUUUCUGUUCAAAUUUGCAUGGCCUUAAAGUUGGCUGCGGAGUGUGUCUUAUGUGGAAAUACUUUCAAGAUGAUGUUCAUUAGGAAGAAAGUGACAUCCUAGGUUAAGGGAAGGAAUGCCAUCCAUACUCUUUUCAGGUCUGAAACACUCCAAGUUUACAGCAGGAAAUGCAAAGCUUACUGAUUUUCAGCAUUGGAAGACAAGGAAUAUAAGCACUUCAUCUUCUCAGUCUUGCAGUUUACUUUCUCCUGGGGAAUGAAAGGUAGUCUAUGGUAGGCAGUGGAGUUUUGUGAGCUGCUUAUCAUAACUGACAACUGUUUUCAACCCUAAGAUCUAAAAUGUUGGCAGUUUGAAUUGUUAGAAUGAGAUUUCAGGUAGUGUCAGUGGCUGUUGUAUCAUUCCCUGAGUUAGCCUGCAGACCGUACAUCCACACUAAGCCACGUGCUAUCAAGACUCAGAUAAUGGCUUUAACAAGCAAAUCCCCUACCAAGGCGUGUGCCGAGCAUAACGUACUUUAGGAAGCCUAAGAGGUAUUUGGGGAGUCAGUGAAGUCUUACAGUUCUUUUCUCAUCAGAAAUGGUAGAGGGAUAGAAAUGCUUGUCCCAGUGAUACGGAUGUGCCGAUAUUCAACACAGUCCCUAAACAAAGUGAACACUGAGGUGUUGCUAACUUCCUUGAAAGAAAAUGGAAAAACCCUUGCUGUACACCUGGCCGCUAUGGCCAGUUCCAUUUCCUGUCCCUCUGUGGUUCUGAUUGGAGACCCCAGAGAGGGGGAAGUCUUAACCACUUAUAGGAAUGAUACCGGUAGCUAAAAAUACGCACGUUCAAAUAAGGAAAUAUCUUUUUUAAAGAAAUCUUAAGUUAGAACAGAUGAAAAGGAGAACAGUAUUUAGACUAAUCCAGAUUUGCUAUGAAAAUCUAAUGUCUGGAUUUUUUUCCCUUUUCUGAUGGCCUAAGGAAUAAGUAUUGAUAAGGAAUAAUUUGAAUGUAAUUUUGUGAAUGUGUGUGCAAAAUAAGAACCAGGGAGCUAGCCUUAAUAAGGUAACCUUUGUGACAUUUUUAAUCCUUUGUACUCUUAUCCUGUAUCUGCACUCUUAUUUUGUGAUGUCAUACUGCACACUGUAUUGUAAAAAUAAAAAGUAAAAUUAUAUUUCAAAUAAAAAAAGCCACCGAGUA
Molecule: messenger RNA, 5280 nt
Organism: Miniopterus natalensis
Lineage: Eukaryota; Metazoa; Chordata; Mammalia; Chiroptera; Miniopteridae
Gene: PALS1
Product: protein associated with LIN7 1, MAGUK p55 family member
Molecular function (GO): protein binding
Source: RefSeq, a predicted model, not a curated record